This is a messenger RNA of Eutrema salsugineum, 1786 nucleotides long. RefSeq lists its product as uncharacterized. NCBI's taxonomy places the organism in Eukaryota, Viridiplantae, Streptophyta, Magnoliopsida, Brassicales, Brassicaceae. The transcript has a single exon. Gene Ontology annotation, cellular component: chloroplast. Gene Ontology annotation, biological process: chloroplast organization; regulation of DNA-templated transcription. Gene Ontology annotation, molecular function: double-stranded DNA binding. The record is from RefSeq and is a predicted model, not a curated record. The coding region runs from base 234 to 1517 and encodes 427 amino acids.
UAGGAAUUAGGAAUUUCUCUCAUAAACCCUAGUUUCUUCUACCUCCCUCAAAUUUUGAUUUUUGCCAUUUCGGGUCUGGCGAGUGGAUAAAUGGAGAACUCGAAAACUCAUCGAUUUUCACCGGCACUCGAUCCAUGAGUCACUGAACAUUGUUGUAAGUCUGUAGAAAUUUUGUCCUGUCGUCUUCUUAUGAGCCAGAAUUUGUAAGCAUUUGGUAACCUCAUUGCCUUCUCAUGUAUACUACUCUGAUUCUCCAUGGAAGAAGGUCUCUCGUGUUACAGAAAUGGCCUAAUUUGAGAGGUUUAGUGCAAAAUGAAUUCUCUGCAUUUUCCAGUUCCUUCUCCUCCGCUAGUGCGGUUGCAGAUGUGAGCCUUCCUCAAGAUGGUCGAAAGGAGAAGACUUUUACUGUCUCUUACCUCGUUGAUUCAUUGGGUCUAGCUAGGAAACUCGCCGAUUCCAUCUGCAGGAAAGUCAGCUCCCAAAGCAAGGGAGAUCCUGAUUCUGUACUGAGUCUUCUUAGGAGUCAUGGGUUUACGGAUCCUCAGAUCUCCAGGAUCAUUACGGUUUAUCCACGAUUUCUCAUGUUAAAUGCUGAGGAAUCUCUCGGUCCCAAGCUUCAGUUUCUGCAGUCCAGAGGAGCUACAAGCUCUGAGCUCACUGAGAUUGUUUCUAAAGUCCCUAAGAUCUUGGGUAUCAAAAAGGACAAAGCUUUCAGCGUAUACUAUGAUUUCAUCAAAGAGAUCAUAGAAGCCGAUAAGAGCUCCAAGUACGUAAAGUUGUGUCAUUCUUCGCCAGAGGGUAGUGCGCAGGAGAACAAACUCAGAAAUGUAUUGGCGUUGAGAGAAUUGGGUGUGCCUCAGAAGUUGUUAUUCUCUAUGCUCAUCUCCAAUUUCCAAUCUGUAUCUGGAAAAGAAAGAUUUGAAGAAUCCGUCAAGAAGGUUGUUAACAUGGGCUUUGAUCCGACAACGUUAUUGUUUGUCCAUGCUCUACACGCUGUUUACCAAAUGAGCGACAAAACGAUUGAAGAAAAAGUAAACGUCUAUAAAAGGUUAGGCUUUGAUGUGGAAGAUGUAUGGGAAAUGUUCAAGAAAUGCCCAAACAUUCUGACACUCUCGGAGCAAAAGAUAGUGAACAAGGUUGAAACAUUUCUAGGCCUAGGAUUCAGCAGAGAUGAGUUUGUGAGGAUGGCCAAGCGCUUUCCUCAGUUACUUGGAUGUUCCUCAGAGACAUUGAUCAAGAAGAAUGAGUUUGUGGUGAAGAAGAUGAAUUGGUCAAUAAAGGCUUUAGCUUCAAACCCUGUGGUAUUUGGAUUAAGCUUUGAGAAGAGGAUUGUACCAAGGUGUAACGUAAUCAAAAGUCUCAUGUCCAAAGGAUUGCUCGGAAGUAAGCUUCCUCCAUUGUCUCUUUUGUUGGCCAUUACAGAUGAAGCUUUCUUAAACAAGUUUGUAAGGAAGUAUGAUGACAAGGAGCUUGUUGCCGAGUUGAUGACUAUCUUAACCAAGGGUCGAGUCUCAUAGCUCGUAAGGCUUGUCAAAGUGUUUUUUAUUCUCUGUUAGUUUUAGAUUCGUCGAUGAAUCUUUUGAUACCGACAUGGGAAGCGAAAGAUGCAGUGUCAUGCGAUUUGAUGUUGAGAUUUUGGAUUUCUUGCAUCUAUAUCAAGAUGCAGUGUCAAAUAGUAUCGUUAACAGUUUGGGUUGUGAUCUAUAACUGAUCUUUGUUUUGCUCCAGUUCCGGUUUACAAACUGAGUCUUCUUGUUGAAUAUUUGUUGAAUAUAUAACCUAACAU